This is a messenger RNA of Dentiscutata erythropus, 701 nucleotides long. The record is from the annotation of a GenBank genome assembly. NCBI's taxonomy places the organism in Eukaryota, Fungi, Glomeromycota, Glomeromycetes, Diversisporales, Gigasporaceae.
UCAGUAGAAAUGAUGAAAACUAUGGUAGUGAAGGCAACAAUGGUUAUAGUCAAGAAAAUAAGAAACGUGGUGAAGAUGAAGGUGAAGAAAGUGGUGAAGGAAAUGGUGAAGAUAGUGUAAAUAAGAAACGUGUAAAUAAGAAACGUGUAUAUAAAAAACGUGGUGAAGAUGAAGGUGACGAAAGUGAAGGAGGAAAUGAAAGCAGUGUAAAUAAGAAACGUGGUGAAGGCCAAGGCAAAAGCCAAAGUAAAGGAUUCAGUGGUGAAAUUAAUAAACGGGGUGAUGAAAGUGAAAGUGAAGGAUUUGGAUCUGGUUUUAGAUCUGGAUCAAACGGUAAGAAUAAGAAACGUAGUGUAAAUAAGAAACGUAUAUAUAACAAACAUGUAUAUAAGAAACGUGUAUAUAAGAAACGUGUACAUAAGAAACGUGGUGCUGAAAAUGAGGGUGAAAGCCGAAGUUCAAGAACCGGCUCCAAUGGUGUGAUUAAGAAACGUGAUAUUAAAGUUGAAGACCAAGGAGAAGGUGAAAGCCAAGGUUCAGAUACCGGAUCAAAUGGUGUUGCUGAUUGGAAUGGUGAAGGUGAAAGCCAAAAUUCAGAAACCGGAUCCAAUGGAACUGGAUCCAAUGGUUAUAUAAUUAAAGAGUGUAUUGAAUUUAGUACCAUAUUUCAAUAUCAACAUCAGCCACAAAGUUCCCUAUAA